UAUAUACAUAUAUAUAGUCUGUGAGGCACAAAUAAAAAAAUUAAAAAAAAAAAGAAAUUAGAAAAAUAGAAACAAAAAGUAUGUGCGUGAAAAUCAGUAAAUAUAAUACAAUUUUCUUUCAUAAAUUGUUUAAUGCUUAACAAUAGCAAUCGUAGCGGAUAAUAUUAGGAUACUACGUAGUACGUCCAAUAAAGCCCUUUAUAGGAACAGUGAUAUUUUGAAUAAAUUAAAUCAUGGGAAGUCCUGAGAGAGAGUUGUGCCCUCCACCAUCAGAAGAAGAUGAAUUAACAUUGCCUAGAGCGAGCAUAAAUAAAAUGAUCAAAGAGUUGGUCCCAUCAGUUCGUGUUGCUUUUGAGUCUCGUGAGCUAAUUCUCAAUUGUUGCACUGAAUUUAUCCAUCUUAUAAGUUCAGAGGCUAAUGAAGUUUGUAAUCAGAGUAAUAAAAAAACUAUAAAUGCUGAACAUGUACUUCAAGCACUGGAUAGACUUGGAUUUAGUGACUACACAGUUGAAGCUGAGGCAGUCCUAAAAGAUUGUAAAGCUGUUGCUGCUAAGAGAAGGAGGCAAAGCACACGGCUGGAGAACCUGGGCAUCCCUGAAGAGGAGUUGCUGAGACAACAGCAAGAAUUAUUUGCUAAAGCUAAAGAAGAACAGGCGAAACAUGAACAACAGCAAUGGUUACUGUUGCAACAACAAGGCCUCAUUGGUGUUGAAGGUGCUUCACAGCCGUAUGUGCCACCACCUUCGGGAGUCAAGCAAGAAGAUACUGAGGAUGACGAUUACUCAUAAGAACUCAUAGAUCAUUUACCAGUCAAAUGACAAUCAUUCAUCUUUUAUUUUAGUCAGUAAUAACAGUAACUAAAUAUGUAUAUAGGCUGUUUUGUAGAUCAGGCAGGUUGUUUUGCAGUACCUAACUAUAUUUAUAGCGUGCGUAUUAUAUGCAAUGUUGUGUCCAAAAUAACCUCAGAUUAAUUACAUAAGGACUAGUAUUUUAUCCAAAUUCACAAAUAAUAUUGUCUGUCAUUUUCUGAGGAAACAAGCUUAUAUUUAGUAUAUAUCUUAAGUUUUUGCCUGUUUUCUACGCCAUUUAACUACAUAAAAAGGAAUUUUUACGAUGCUGUUUAACCAACAAACCAAUAACAACUAUGAAACAUUGAUUCUAUAGCGACAGUUUAUAACUGCAUUAGAUCGUUGAUCAUAUACUUUGACAGAAAUAUAACGUCUAGCGAAGCAGGCCCUUAUUUAAUUAGUCUGAGCUAAAUGACAAAUAAACAAAUCAAAUACUUUGCUUUUCAAAGAUUGAAAAAAUCAGAUUUUUUAAAAGCAGUGUUCUAAAUUAUAUAGAACUAUUUUGUGUACCACU
Messenger RNA from Bicyclus anynana (squinting bush brown), 1362 nucleotides. It is a transcript of the gene NC2beta, whose product is annotated as protein Dr1. Gene Ontology annotation, cellular component: negative cofactor 2 complex. Gene Ontology annotation, biological process: negative regulation of transcription by RNA polymerase II; chromatin remodeling; positive regulation of transcription by RNA polymerase II. The coding region runs from base 234 to 788 and encodes 184 amino acids. The transcript is spliced from 4 exons. NCBI's taxonomy places the organism in Eukaryota, Metazoa, Arthropoda, Insecta, Lepidoptera, Nymphalidae. The record is from RefSeq and is a predicted model, not a curated record. Gene Ontology annotation, molecular function: TBP-class protein binding; core promoter sequence-specific DNA binding; protein heterodimerization activity.